CAUAAUGUACUAUGUCUCUAAUCUUCAUGUUCCAUACUAAUUUAUUUUGAAUUUAUAGUUGUAACUUGUAGAAUAAUGGUAGGUAUCAAAAUUGUGCUGUUUGAAAUUUUGAAUGUGCUUGAGCCGUAAUUGUAGUGUUGUAAAUAUAAAAUGAUAUCCAAUCAAUGGGAUGACCGAUUUAUAUAAGUUGUUUGAUUUUUAGUCGAAUUUGUUACUAAAAAUAUUAUUUCCUAGUUUACUUAUACGAUUCUGACGUUGGUGGAUAGAAAGUAUGGAUAAACGAUUGGAUUACGAGAAGAGUAAAAACUAUUGGUCUAAUGUCCCUGCUUCGGUGAAUGGCAUGCUUGGCGGGUUCUCCAAUUUGACGAUUAUGGACAUCAAGGAUUCUGAUCUCUUCCUUAGAAAAUUGUUCCAAAUGAAAGACGGUCCGUCCAAUGGUCGAGUGUUAGACUGCGGUGCCGGCAUCGGCAGAAUAUCCGAGAACCUCUUGUGCAAACACUUCAAAUGUGUUGAUAUGCUGGAACAGGACGAAAAGUUUUUGGAGAAAGCCAAACUGAAAUGUCGAGGUGCUAAUGUAGAAAACUUUUACUGUUCUGGAUUACAAGAAUUCACGCCCACCGACAAUCAAAAAUAUGACGUCAUAUGGAUCCAGUGGGUUCUUGGUUACCUUACAGAUGAUGAUUUGGUCGAAUUCUUGAAAAAGUGUAGUAAAUUAUUAAACACAAAUGGCGUUAUAGUCGUUAAAGAAAAUAUUUCUCGAGACGAUGAAGGAGAAAUAGAUUCAGUAGACAGUUCAAUAACGAGGAGCUUCAUACAAUUUUGUAUUAUAUUCCAGCAAGCAAAUUUAAUAUGUAAAGCAAGCAGAAUCCAAAAAAAUUUCCCAUCAGUAUUGUACAAAGUUAAAAUGUUUGCAUUAAAACCAGCUAAUGACUAAUCAAAUUCUUGAUAAAUAUAUAUUAUAUAUAUGUGUAAUACUUACAAAAUAUGUAAUUCAUGAUCCUUUCAGACUUUUAAAUCGCCGGUUAUCAUUAACCACACGUGUGUGGACAAUCGAGUACUUGCAUAUAUUUUUAAUUAUUAACAAAUUAUUUAUUUUGGUCACUAAAGCAUCUAAACAUCCAUUCUAUCUAGUCAUAAAAUAUUUAUAAUGCUAAGUACAACUUAGUAUAACUUCAUAUGUAUGCAUAGACGCAAAUAGCAUUUGGAGGGGGGGGCGGGCUAAAGCCUUACUUUUAUAAUGUUGAAUAUGCUUAAAACAAAAUGUGGGAAAUUCCCCCCUAUUUGCGCCUAUGUAUGUAUGUAUAUAUGUAUGGGUUCCAUUGUUAUGUAUUUGGUACUACAACAGAAUUUUGUAUGAAUUAAUAAAGGUCAUAUCUAUAUAUCUA
Messenger RNA from Metopolophium dirhodum (rose-grain aphid), 1385 nucleotides. RefSeq names its product N-terminal Xaa-Pro-Lys N-methyltransferase 1. NCBI's taxonomy places the organism in Eukaryota, Metazoa, Arthropoda, Insecta, Hemiptera, Aphididae. The record is from RefSeq and is a predicted model, not a curated record. Gene Ontology annotation, cellular component: cytoplasm. Gene Ontology annotation, molecular function: methyltransferase activity. The transcript has 3 exons. The coding region runs from base 272 to 934 and encodes 220 amino acids. Gene Ontology annotation, biological process: N-terminal protein amino acid methylation.